AAUAGAUUUAUUUUCUAUAAUCCAAAAACGAACCGAUGAAUCGAAUGUCUAUCUCUUUUUGGGUGGAUCAAGCGGUUUUAGUUCCAAUGGUAAAUAAUAAAAGAAUUCCCAACUGAAGUCAAAAUUCCCCCACAAGAAAUUGAACCCUAAAACCCCACGAACUCUCUCUCUCUUCUCCUAUGUGUUCGUCGCCUUGAACCUUACCUCCGCCGCUUAAGCAGCCACCACCAUCAACUGGCUGAAUCAAUCUGAGCAAGACCGCCGGUCACAGGCGCCAAAUCGAGAUACUAAACCCUAAUUGAUAGAGAUGCUUAAUCUUCCCACCUGGUCAGAGCUCUGUCCUGAUUUGCUGGGAUCUAUUUUCGAACGAUUAAGCUUUGCAGAUUUCCAUCGCAUGAAGCUUGUGUGUUCAAGCUGGAAUUCGAGUUCAAAACUAGCAAUGGCCCGAAAAAUCGAACCUCCAUGGCUAAUACUGUUUCCAUACGGUGAAGAAAACGUUUGCGUGCUUUACAAUCCAGACGAAGACAGAAUUUACAAAACAGUUAGAGACUUCUCAGGGACUCAAAUCGUGGCAAACUCUGGUAAAUGGUUUCUGAUGGUAGAUUCUGGAUGCAAUUUGUAUAUUAUGGAUGUGUUUAGCGAGAACAGGAUCGAUCUUCCGCCUCUAGAGUCGCUCCUACAACUUGCCUAUGCUCUCAAGUCUGUGAGAGAUAAGCAAUGUAAUAAUUUUGGAUUAGCUAGUGGCUGUUAUCAGAAAGAGAUAGCCCGUAAUCUGAGGGGCCGUUUGUGGGUAGACGAGAAGACGGGAGAGUUCGUUGUAGUGUGGUUCUUUGACCCUGAUAUUUAUUUAUUCUAUUGCAAGAAGGGGGAUAAUCAUUACACUAUCAUUUCGUUGUAUCACGAAGUCCCCAAGUUAUUAAAAGGCUUAAAUGAUCUAGUACUCAGGGGUUACCGUCUUUAUAUAGCAUCUAAACGUGGUUUCGUUCGAGUUAUAGAUUUGUCUGGACCACAAGAUUUCGAGGAUGUCACCGGGAGUAACCCAAAGCAAAUGUUUUCUCCUCUCGGGGAACAUAAUUCUUUUAGCGUUGCCGUUACAACAACAGGAGAGGUUUUGUUGGUCGAGAGCAAAACCUUCGAAGACCAGAGGACCUUCCGCCUCUUUAAGAAGGAUCCUAACAAUGCAGACCCACUUGUCCACAGCCCCAAGCUUCUUGAGGUAGAUUCUCUUGGUGAUGAAGCCAUGCUUCUUGACUUGGGUAUUACGUUACCGGCUAACCAUACCAUUGGUAUCAAACCAAACUCUAUCUAUUUCACCCGUCAUGACCGUGCCUGUCUCCGCAUCCCUUUUGAUCUUGACAUCUGUGUGUUCAAUCUUGCAACCAAGACCCUCAACUCGCCAACAUGAAUCUCAAGGAUGCUCAAUGGUUUCUCCCUAUGACUUGAUUCAUGCAUUUUGAUGUUCUUGAAAGUUCUUGUUUCCUUUUAGUUCUAUAUGUAGUCGUCUUUUUGCCUUUUGUUUAAUUCUAUUCAUUAAUUGGUUGUUGCACGUUUUGAUUUAGAAAAAAAUAUAUGUAAUACGAUCGUGUGUCUUCAACUGCAUGUACUAGCUAGUGAAUAAUGGUGAUAAGUGUUGGGAUCAAAAGAGAAUUUUAAAUUUAUAUGAUAAAGUUGUUGAAGUCUAAAAAAUCAUCAUCUCCUAGCCAAUCAAUAAUUUUUCAACAGGAAACACAUUGUUCUUUAAGUAUUAUUUAUUUUUUCUUCUAAAACUUCUCGUAAGCCUAAUAAAUUAUCUACUAAAGUU
Molecule: messenger RNA, 1801 nt
Organism: Arabidopsis lyrata subsp. lyrata
Lineage: Eukaryota; Viridiplantae; Streptophyta; Magnoliopsida; Brassicales; Brassicaceae
Product: F-box protein At2g14290
Exons: 1
Coding region: 308-1405 (365 amino acids)
Molecular function (GO): protein binding
Source: RefSeq, a predicted model, not a curated record